AUGGCGAGGAUGGAGGCGGUGGUGCCGCGGUACCGCGCCGCCGUGGUGGCCGCGCAAACCCAGACGGGGCUGAUGCGGGAGGCGCUGGCGGUGGCCGAGCGCGAGCGGGAUGCCGCGGCGGAAGAGUGCAAGACCUGGCGGGCAGCUGCGGAGCGGUACGAGGCCAAGGCCGCGGAGCUGGGCGGCAGCCUGCACGAGGAGCGGGAGCGCGCCUCCCGUGCCGCUGCGGAGGCCGCGGCGCGGCUGCAGGACAGCCAGCACGAGGCGGCGCGAGCCGCGGACCGCGCCAAGGAGCUGGCGGACCGCGCCGCCGCGCUGGAGGCCGAUCUGACCUCCGCUCGCGCCGACCUGGCGGAGGCGCGCGCGCUGACCCAGCGCCAGCGCGAGACCGCCGCGCGCCUGGAGGCGCUGAUCGACGAGCAGGCGGCCGACGUGAGCACCGCGCUGCAGCUGGUGGCGCGGCGCAGCGCGGAGCCCGGCGCCCUGCCCGUGAAGCGACUGGGCGUGGAUGCCUGCGCCAAGGAUGCCUGGCACAUCCCCUCUGUGGCCUCGGCCGGGGCACCGGCGCCGCGCCCCGACGUCCCCCUGGAGGAACUUCUGGCCGGGCUGGGCGGUGCGCUGGAGGAGGCGCUGUCAUUGCGCUGA
Molecule: messenger RNA, 645 nt
Organism: Auxenochlorella protothecoides
Lineage: Eukaryota; Viridiplantae; Chlorophyta; Trebouxiophyceae; Chlorellales; Chlorellaceae
Exons: 2
Coding region: 1-645 (214 amino acids)
Source: RefSeq, a predicted model, not a curated record